UGAGAAUGAUGUGGUAUUUAGUUCUUGCAAUAAUAAUAUUCAGGAUAAAUUUUCUAGAUGUAGAAGGAAAUUAUAAUCCUGGACAUGGUAAAACCAUAUCUAUAACAGAGGAUCUUUUCCAUACAUUGAUGAAGAAACUAAGUUCCUCCAGUAAAUGUGAAUGCAAAGAUAGUAAUACUAGAACAGCAUUUACAGCUAUCCUUAAGACCAAUAUAAGAGUAAAUGUUAACUAUGUUUUCAAAUUUGAUGAAGUUAAAGUGAAUCAAGGAAACAACUACAACUUGUACACUGGAGAGUUUACAGCACCAAGGGAUGGCCUUUACUACUUUUCAUGUACGAUUCAGGUCAAUAGGGCUGGAAAUAAAUACUUCUACUUGAUGAAGAAUAGCAGUAUUUAUCUACGAGGUUAUAUUGUUAAUACCAAUUAUGGAUCACAAACUAAAAGUGUGAUAAUGGAUCUGGAUAAAGGAGAUCAUGUUUAUGUUAAAAGUGGUAGCAAAUAUAAUGUUCAAAAACAGUACUCCUACUUUUCUGGUUACUUACUGUAACAAUAAAUUGUUAAUCUUU
This is a messenger RNA of Mytilus trossulus (common blue mussel), 567 nucleotides long. RefSeq names its product complement C1q-like protein 4. Lineage: Eukaryota; Metazoa; Mollusca; Bivalvia; Mytilida; Mytilidae. The record is from RefSeq and is a predicted model, not a curated record. Bases 6 to 548 code for a protein of 180 amino acids. The transcript is spliced from 3 exons. Gene Ontology annotation, molecular function: protein binding.